GCGCGUCCCUGGGCUCAGACCGUGGAUGGUGACCGCCCCCUCGGAGAGCCCGCGCAGACAUGGCGGAGAGUUGGCUACGCCUCCCCGGAGCUGGGCCGUCGGAGGAGGCCGCGCCCGAGGUCGGUCGAGAGGAGCCCGACGCCCUGGACGACAGCUUGACCAGCCUGCAAUGGCUGCAGGAGUUCUCCAUUCUCAGCGCCAAGGCCCCUACCCUUCCUCCGGGAGGAGCCGACCCCCAUGGCUACCACCAGGUGCCAGGUUCGGCCGCGCCGGGUUCUCCUCUGGCGGCAGACCCUGCCUGCCUGGGACCGCCGCACACGCCAGGCAAGCCCACGUCGUCGUGCACGUCGCGGAGCGCGCCCCCGGGGCUACAGGCCCCGCCCCCCGACGACGUGGACUACGCCACUAACCCGCACGUGAAGCCGCCCUACUCGUACGCCACGCUUAUCUGCAUGGCCAUGCAGGCCAGCAAGGCCACCAAGAUCACCCUCUCGGCCAUCUACAAGUGGAUCACGGACAACUUCUGCUACUUCCGCCAUGCUGAUCCCACUUGGCAGAAUUCCAUCCGACACAACCUGUCCUUGAACAAGUGCUUCAUCAAAGUGCCCCGGGAGAAGGAUGAGCCUGGCAAGGGGGGGUUUUGGCGCAUCGAUCCCCAGUACGCUGAGCGGCUGCUGAGCGGGGCCUUCAAGAAGCGGCGGCUGCCCCCAGUUCACAUCCACCCUGCCUUCGCCCGCCAGGUCUCCCAGGAACCAAGUGUUGCCCCCUGGGCUGGGCCACUGACCGUCAACAGCGAGGCCCAGCAGUUGCUGCGGGAGUUCGAAGAGGCUACGGGGGAGGUGGGUUGGGCAAUGGGCGAGAGCAGGUCUGGGCACAAGCGCAAGCAGCCGCUGCCCAAGAGGGUAGCCAAGGUCCCAAGGCCGCCCAGCACACUGCUGCUGACCCAAGAGGAGCAGGGCGAGCUGGAGCCACUUAAAGGCAACUUUGACUGGGAGGCCAUCUUUGACUCGGGCUCACUGGGUGGAGAGCUGGGCUCCCUGGACAGUCUGGAGCUGAGCCCACCGCUGAGCCCUGCCUCACACAGCGACGUGGACCUCACGGUCCACGGCCGCCACAUCGACUGCCCUGCUACCUGGGGGCCCCUGGUGGAGCAGGCUGCUGACAGCCUGGACUUUGACGAGACCUUCCUGGCCACCUCCUUCCUGCAGCACCCGUGGGAUGAAAGUGGCAGUGGUUGUCUGCCCCCGGAGCCCCUCUUUGAGGCGGGGGAUGCUACCCUAGCCACCGAUUUGCAGGACUGGACCAGUGUGGGUGCCUUCUUGUAAGAGGCCAGGCCCAACCCCAUCUCCGGACAGUGCCCAUCAGGGCCCAGAACUGCCCCCCAACACAGGCUCCUGGAUGCCCCACCGCCCAGGCAGGGGCUGGGCAGGGUCUCCUGAGGCUGG
Messenger RNA from Chrysochloris asiatica (Cape golden mole), 1445 nucleotides. It is a transcript of the gene FOXJ1, whose product is annotated as forkhead box J1. Bases 60 to 1325 code for a protein of 421 amino acids. NCBI's taxonomy places the organism in Eukaryota, Metazoa, Chordata, Mammalia, Afrosoricida, Chrysochloridae. Gene Ontology annotation, molecular function: sequence-specific DNA binding; DNA-binding transcription factor activity. Gene Ontology annotation, biological process: regulation of DNA-templated transcription. The record is from RefSeq and is a predicted model, not a curated record. The transcript has 2 exons.